Messenger RNA from Thlaspi arvense, 663 nucleotides. Lineage: Eukaryota; Viridiplantae; Streptophyta; Magnoliopsida; Brassicales; Brassicaceae. The record is from the annotation of a GenBank genome assembly.
AUGCAUCUAUUCCAUGCGCCCCUAGGGGAAGGAGAGGCAGCAGUGGGAGUGGGAACGGUAGGGUCGUCGGAGGCCAUAAUGCUGGCUGGGUUGGCUUUCAAGAGGAAGUGGCAGAACAGGAUGAAAGAGCAGGGCAAACCCUACGACAAGCCCAACAUCGUUACCGGUGCCAACGUUCAGGUGUGCUGGGAGAAAUUUGCGAGGUACUUUGAAGUGGAGUUGAAGGAAGUGAAGCUGAGGGAAGGCUACUAUGUUAUGGAUCCUAAACUGGCCGUGGAAAUGGUGGACGAGAACACAAUCUGCGUCGCUGCUAUUCUUGGUUCCACCCUUAAUGGAGAGUUUGAGGACGUCAAGCUCUUAAACGACCUCUUGACGGAGAAGAACAAAGAAACAGGCUGGGACACCCCAAUUCACGUGGAUGCAGCAAGCGGCGGUUUCAUUGCACCUUUCAUUUACCCAGACCUGGAGUGGGAUUUCAGGCUGCCCCUUGUGAAGAGUAUUAACGUUAGCGGCCACAAGUAUGGGCUUGUCUAUGCUGGCAUUGGGUGGUGCAUUUGGAGGAGCAAGGAGACUUGCCAGACGAGCUCAUCUUCCACAUCAACUACCUUGGCGCCGAUCAACCCACCUUUACCCUCAACUUCUCCAAAGGUUCUAGUCAAGUAA